AUUUUUAGUUUUGCCCAAUCAGUGCUAGCCACGACAGUCAGCCCUAACAUUAAUGAAACGAAAGUAAUGUAAAAGAGACUAUUGCCGAUGAGACGGUAUAUUGUCACUUUCACUGGAACAUUUUCAAGCAGCAAAUUUAGCGCUCUUCUAGUUUGACAUUAAAAGCGUUGACAAAAAUAUAAGAGAUGUUAGGUAUGUCUGCAUUUUGUGUCUGUUUAGUUUAAAAAUAAAGGCUUAGGCGGCGUCUUUUGUUUUCGCCGCCGUACUUGACACUCUCACUCGUAGUAUUCGUACGUAGCGGUAGUAUGUAGAGACGAUUGACAAUGACACGCAAGUUUGAGGUAAGUCCUAAGUCUUCAUCCAAUAUACAGAUAGUCCUUAGCAGCUGUAAAGCCGCCGUAGACGUAGACUUAAAGAAGGCAGAGUCUUCGUAUAAUAAAUCACCAUAAAUUAGUAUGGUGAUAUUAUUAGGUUUAUCACAAUUAUUAUCUUUAAAUUUAAAAUAUUUAAAUUCCAAUUUUAAGUAGUAUCCCCUCUAGGUACUUUGAUUAGAAAAUUAAAAAUUUUUGUAAAAAUUAACCAAUGCCAAUGGCGUAGUUGAAUAGAGCAAAUUUUUUAAAAGAAUUAUAACACCAAAAUCAUAUUUUUAGCUGUUGUAGUUUUAAAGUUAUGAAUUUUUAAAAGUAUCACCUCCUUUGUCUUUGUCAUUUUUCAACAUGGACUGCAUCUCCACAUUCUGUGACCCAAUUGGCAAUUCCGCUGUUCGCGUCACUGUAUAUUUAUAUAGUCUAUAUAAGGACAUACAAUUUUCCUUAUUUAACGUUAAUAUAAAGAAAAAAUUAGCUUAUUGGGCUUAUUGGGAAUGUAGUUCAACAUUUCUCCUAAUGUUAAUGGGCGGAGUCAGGCCUUAAUUAUGGGCCAAAAGGACUCCUGACUCCUAAUUUAUUCAAAUUACAUGCACAUGAAAAAAUUAAAAACUUGGAUUCUAUUGUGCAGACACCCAUUUCCGAUACAAAUUUACUAGGAGUGUCCCUUGCUUCGGCGGAGUACCUACCCUAAACUUUAGACUUUAGAAAAGAAAAAUAAUCUAUAUUUAUUUGGAUGGGACCAACCAUAAUAAUAUGAAUGACGUCACAGUAUUUUCGGUAAGUGAAUGUGAAGAGAUAGCACCUGCCGCGAUCUGCGAACUAAUUUAUCCCUAAACCUAACCUGAACCCUAAAUCUAUCCCUAAACCUAACCUGAACCCUAAACUUAUCCCUAACAUGGGUUUUGACCCUAUCAGAACCAGGGACAAAACACGCAAAUGACAUCAGGCAGGGUGCUAUCUCUUCACAUUAGCCGUAUUUCUGUUACUCAAUCAUCAUCUCUAAAUCUGAAUUUAGACACCUUUGCCUUAUGGUUGUCAUAAAUUGAUGUGUACAUGAUAUAUGGAUGGCCCCAAUUGCCAUUUUGUUUUUAUCCUGGAAUGAAAACCUUUGUAUUUAAAUGGUUAACUUAUUAAAAGUAAUAAAAUAAUCAAGUAAUCUUUAACAAAUAUGUCAUAUGUUGUAAUGACUUGUCCUUUUACCUACCAUUUCAUUAAGAUAUUGAUAUUUUUUUGGCAGAGUUUCUCCUGAGUUUUGCUCUACUUGUGAGCAGUGCCCACUGCUUCUAUGGGGCUGGUGAUGAUGUUAUUGAACUAACUCCUAGUAAUUUUCACAAGGCUGUAAUAGAUAGUAGCGAUAUUUGGUUCAUUGAAUUCUAUGCUCCAUGGUAUGUAAAAGUGACUAUAAUUAUAAUGGCUUUAUACUUUAACAUUGUUAUCAUAUUAAUUUUACCUACUUAAAUAAGAUUAGGAGCAAAUGGAUUAACACUGAAUGAAUUUGAACACAACUUAAUUGUAUUUGUAAAUAAAACACGCUGUUAUCCCAUCUUCCACUAGGUGUGGUCACUGUCAAGCUUUGACGCCAGAAUGGAAAAAAGCUGCUUCUGCCCUCAAAGUAAGCAUAUUUGUUAUUUAUCAGGCUUUAUGUUCAGAAUGUUAUUUAUUUACCUAAAAAAUAUCAUGAAAAGUUUUAUGUUAAUGGUUCACUGAGCUUGACAUUUAAAGCAAAUAUUACAUAUCACUGCUUUCAUUUAUCAUCUACUUUCUUUUGUGUCUGUUUUACAAUAUAUUUUUACGUUUUUUUAUUUACCCUUUUUUUUCUUUAAAGGGUGUUGUCAAAGUUGGUGCAGUCAAUGCAGAUGAGCACAAAGGUUUAGGUGGACAAUAUGGUGUCUCUGGAUUCCCUACUAUCAAAAUCUUUGGAGCUGAUAAGUUUAAACCCACAGAUUAUCAAGGUAAGUAGGAUAGUCCAAAUAACCAUAUCAAACAGUUGUUUGUUUCAACUUAAAAUUGUUUCUCCUUUUGUUCUUUAUGAGUUGAGCUGUGGCAUUCAUUAUUUUUAAUAUCUUAAUUUUUUAACCCUUAUACAAGUUUUAUUCUUUCUGUAAACUGCCAAAUUUGUAUUUAAUAAUUACUAGAAAUUGUCUAGGUAAUGGUGAUGUUCCGUAAAAGUUUAAAAAAAUGCGAGUGCCUAAAAAAAGAAAUAAAAACAAAUGGGUUCUUUGAAAUGACUUUUUCCCUGUGGCAAAUUAUUUUUCAGGUCCACGUACUGCAUCUGGAAUUGUUGACUCUGCCCUGAGUACAGUUUCAAGUGUGGUUAAAUCCAGACUUUCAGGAGGCAGUAAGAGUGGUGGGGGUGGCAAGGUAAACAUUUUAUCAUACUUUAAUUAUUUUAAUCUUUUAUUAUAUUACAAUGAUUACAAAUGUGUCUUUUUAUGUAAUAAAUAUCUGUGAUAUAUUGUUGAUUUAUUUUGAAUUAGAAGUUUAGGCAUUGAGAGUAGAAGAGAAAUUGGAAUUAAUUUUUUUAAAUCUUUUGUUAAAGAGUUCUGGUGGGGACAGCAAAGAUGUUAUUGAGCUCACAGACAGUAACUUUGAAGAGAAAGUCCUUGAAAGCAAAGAUAUGUGGCUUGUUGAAUUCUAUGCUCCAUGGUGUGGACACUGUAAGAAUUUGGCACCUCAUUGGGCUUCUGCUGCUAGUGAACUUAAAGGAAAAGUGAAGCUUGGAGCUCUUGAUGCAACUGUGCACACAGUCAUUGCCAACAGAUAUGGAGUAAGUGGUAGAUUCUGAAAAUUGUGUUCUUAUUUGGCAAAUAUAAAUCUUAUUUUGGGGAAAUUUUUAAAAUUUCUUGUCACAAUUGUGAGUGCGAAAUUUAGUAUUGAAUUUAGCACAAAAAAAAAUUAAUUAAAAAAAUUGCCUUUCCAUAAUUUUUGUAAUGAAAUUCAAUGAAGAUGUCCGUUUGUUCCUUUUAAUUUCAAAGAGUUAAUAAACUAAAUAACACCAAAGAUGAAACAUUUAAUGUUCAUGUAUUCAAUUAUUUUGUUGUUCCUUCCUCUUAGAUCAGGGGAUUCCCCACCAUCAAAUUCUUUCAAGCUGGUGAUAAAGACGAAGAAGGUGUGGACUAUGAUGGAGGACGAACAUCUUCUGACAUUGUGAGCUGGGCCCUUGACAAAUUAUCUGAAAACAUUCCAGCCCCAGAAGUCAACCAGGUACUUGUAUAUUGUAUAUGAAUUAGAGUUGGCAGAUUUUGUGAAGUGAAUACCACUUAAAACAAUAACAAUAAUGCAGUAACCUUUUUCCCCUCAUUAUUAAAUGAAAUAUUUAGUAAAAAUUAUAAAUUGAGAAGAGUACCCCUCACUAUUUUUUAUAAAUUUGCCAAUGUUUGUGAAUUCAAUUUUGAAUGUGCUAAAUUUCCAGCUUAUUAACAGCAAAGUUUUAAAGACUGCUUGUGAUGACCAUCAAUUGUGCAUUGUUUCUGUGCUGCCCCAAAUCUUAGACUGUCAAUCAAAAUGCAGAAAUGACUAUCUUGCCAUUUUGAAACGGCUUGGAGAGAAGUACAAGAAGCAACGUUGGGGGUAUGUAAUAUUAACUCACAGAAAUUGUAUGUGACCAAGAAAGUCUGUCCAUUCUAUCUCCUUUAUAGCCAUCUCCUGAUUUUAGGAUAUCUUCUCUAAAUCUCACUGCCCAAUUUUUCUACAUGUCUAUUAAAGCAGUGAAUUAGUUUCUACUAUUUGAAAUACUUCAAACGAAUAUAUCUUUAGCUAAUAAUUUGAAUUGGCAUUUCCACUAUGCUUUCAGUUGGGUAUGGGCAGAGGCUGGUCAGCAAGUUGAGCUUGAAGAAAGUCUGGGCAUGGGUGGCUUUGGUUGGCCUGUAAGUAGAUAUGUUUGGUCUCAUAAGAAUUGAUUUAGACUUUAGUACUAUAUAACUGUCAAACAUUUUUCUGGAGCAUCAAGCCAUUGUUAACAUUUUUAUAUGGUUUUCAAAAAUGACAAAAUCCCAGACUAAAUGAAUUCAGAGACCCUUACAAGUAUACAUUCUUUGAAAGCCCAUUGGACAAGGUAUCUUAUGGUAUGAAAAAAUUUGUUUUUAUAUUAUGUAUGUUGAUAUUGACCUCAACCUUUACAGACUUAUUACAAUUUUAGUACUCAACUUCUGAAUUCAACCCAAACUAAUGCUCCAUAAAUUGUUCAAACUAUCAUAAAAUCAUGUUUUUGAGAUACUUCAAGCAAUAUUCUUUGAGUAAAGUUAAAGAUAUUUAUAUUGAAAAUUUAUGAUAUUGUUGAAUUUUUUUCAUUCACUACCUUCAAAUUUCUGUCUUACAAAAUACCAGGGGGAAAGCGUGAAAUGAGUUUCAAUUGAAGUUAUUAAAUCAAUUUUUUAUUGAUUGAUACUACAGAACAUACAAAAACAUAAAUGUCUUUGGGGUAGGGCUUUGGGAUCCAAUUGUCUUUAGCUGUUUGACUACCACCCUUUCCCAAAUGAAUUUGUCUGUAACAUUAUGACUAAGGUUUUGGCUAAUAUUGUCAAUAUCUGACUCAUAUGUCACAAUCAUUGCUAGAGCCAAUAAUGUCAUUACUAGCAUCUGGAAUAUCUCUGAAAUCAUUGCUUUCAUUUUAAUCCAUUUGAGGCAAUUUCAAUAAAGAAAUUCAGUGUUGAUUUUUCAGUCUAGAGUGGGGCCCUCUCUGGCAUCAGACAUAUGGCAGAUGAAUUUUUUAGAAAAUUUCACCUGUUUAAUCAACAGAAAAUUCAUAAAAGCAUGUUAACUUACACAUAGUUACAAAUAUAGAAAACAAACUCGUUUAUAUAGAGUGAUUUCCCUUUAACCACAAUACAUUGAAUCAUCCGCAUUUUAAAUGACGAUUUUGCUAGCGUGACACCACAGAUAGAGGUAUGAUGGGCGGUUCUGACAGUUAUAGGGUUAAACAUUUUUUCCAGACAAAUGAUCAUUUUGUUUUAUGAUUGAUAGCUAUCUGGUGACUCCUUUUAUAGCAUUUUGUUUAACUCUACAGGCUUUAGCAGCUGUUAAUUCAAGAAAAAUGAAAUUUUCACUGCUAAAGGGUGCUUUCAGUGAAACUGGUAUCAAUGAAUUUCUCAGGUGAGUUAAUGGUAAUUAAUUAUGCUUUGCAUUCAACAAAAUUGUUCACUACAUUGGAGAAAGUCUUUUCUGCUCUUAUAGUAAGGCACGCUCAUUAAUAAUUUCCAUUUUGAACCUUUUAGGGAGCUUUCCUUUGGUAAAGGCUCAACUGCACCCCUCAAGAGUGCCCAUUUACCUGAAAUAAACAAUGUUGAACCUUGGGAUGGCAAGGAUGGAGUUGUAAGAUAUUUUCUAUUACAUAUUAUUUUUAUACUCUUGAAAUUAUUGCUUGUUUUUUUUCAAACACGUCUUUUACUUUUUUAUCAUUUAAAAAAAAAAUGAUUAUUUUUGUCUGUUGGAUAAUUGGAAUAAUCAUAUUCUUAUCUUAUCAACAGCUUCCAGUAGAAGAAGACAUAGAUCUGAGUGAUGUUGACUUAGACAAAGAUGAAUUGUGAGCAGACGAGAAGGAAACCCAUCUUAUACAUUUUAGUCUCAUCGAUCAUCAUCAUAACAUGUUGCACAAACCAACUUUUUUGUCCACCAUUGUGACUGCUCUCAAUUGUUGCACGUGUGGUAAAUUUGCAACAUAAUGUUGGUAGUUAAUAUUUAAUUACCAUAUUAUGAAAUGGGUUUUACAGUAUAUGUAAGUAACUAUGAGCAGAUAAUGUAUGGUUUUAUUUUAUUAUUUAUAAACCAGCAAAUUAAUAUUUACUUGAUCAACAACACAAUGGACAUUUGAAUCAGCAGUUGUUAAGCGUGUUAAAAGAUGUUUUCAUUGAGCCAACUAGAGCAAGAGCUAAAUAUUUACUGUCCAAACCAUUUUUAUGAUUCAUUAUAAUGAAAGUUUGACAUAAGUCUUUUCAUGAUUUAUUAUAAAAUAAUAGUAGUUUGGCAUAAGUCUUUAUAAUUUUUUUUUAAAACUAAGUAUGGUACACUGUAGUACAAACUACUGUAGUCUGUUGUUAUUUCUUAGUGCUGAAAUGUUUUAGAUUGUAUUAUGGUCUGAUUCUGAUUUUCAAGAAAUGUAAUUUAAAAAAAAAUUUUUUUUUAAACAUCACCUUUAAGUCACUACCCAAUGUUAUGUUUAUUUUUUUCUUUAAAGAUUUAUACCUUUUCUAUUUUCAAUAAAUGAAAUAAUAGUAAUUUAUACAUAGGAAAAAAAAGGGUUACUUUUUUGGGGUACCACAUCAGUUCUACUACAUGACAUGGUCUUGAGUUUUAUUUAAUUUGGUGUUGUGUUAUUAAUAUACUUUAACUCUUUACCUUAGGAAACUGUUUAGAGUUGGUUUUAUUUUGCUGACUGUUGUCUUAAUUAAGUCUUAUGCUAAAUGUAUUUUACUGCUGUUUGGUUUUUCUUGUGUUCCUUCCUUUGAGGGUGUUGUGGAUUACUAGCUUGCAAAUUUUUUAUGGUUUAUAGUAUUGUUUCACUUAUGAUUGUUAAAAAACCAUAUUGCAUGAAUCAGAAUCCUCUUUGAACAGUUACUUUUCAUAAAUUAAUGGUUGGAACUUAAUCACAUGCAUCAUUAAUUCCAAAGCCACCAAGGACUUACCAUAGCACUGUUGACAUCAGUAACCACAAAUAAAUGGUUAAACUUAAAUUAUUUUUAAAAUUUUGAGUGCGGUUCUUUAUGAUAGUUUUAUAAUUAUCUACACUAAUUUUAUCACACACUGUUUGAAUGAGCUGAAGCCUCCAUCAUGUUCCUGGAAUUAUGAAUGAUGCUGACUGCUUUGUUUUCAGUUGCCUUGAAAUAUUUUUCAGGACUUGUUUUGUAUGUUCAUGAUGUUAACUUUUAAGUGAAUAUUAAAUAAAACUAAAAUUCAAA
Lymnaea stagnalis (great pond snail) is the source of this 7261-nucleotide messenger RNA. NCBI's taxonomy places the organism in Eukaryota, Metazoa, Mollusca, Gastropoda, Lymnaeidae. The record is from the annotation of a GenBank genome assembly.